AUGAUUUCCUACUAUGGCUGCCUCACCCAGAUGUUUUUUGUUCAUGGAGUCUUUGCCACAGAGUCAGCUGUUCUGUUGGCCAUGGCUUUUGAUCGCUAUGUGGCCAUCUGCUGUCCACUUCAUUAUGCAUCCAUCCUCAAUGCCACCAUGAUUGGGAAGGUUGGUGUAGCAUGUGUGAUUCAUGGUCUUCUCUUUGUUUUCCCCUUUGUCAUCUUCAUUGAAAGCUUACCCUUCUGUGGAGAUCGCAUCAUUCCCCACACCUACUGUGAGCACACGGGCAUAGCCAAGCUUGCCUGUGCCAGCAUCAAGCCCAACACCAUUUAUGGUCUCACUGUGGCACUUUCACUCACUGGCAUGGAUGUGGUCCUCAUUGCCACCUCUUGCCUCCUGAUCCUGCUGACUGUGCUGCACCUGCCCUCUAAGGAUGCUCAGCUCUGA
Messenger RNA from Piliocolobus tephrosceles (Ugandan red Colobus), 438 nucleotides. RefSeq names its product olfactory receptor 52D1-like. The record is from RefSeq and is a predicted model, not a curated record. The transcript has a single exon. Gene Ontology annotation, biological process: G protein-coupled receptor signaling pathway. Lineage: Eukaryota; Metazoa; Chordata; Mammalia; Primates; Cercopithecidae. Gene Ontology annotation, molecular function: G protein-coupled receptor activity; olfactory receptor activity. The coding region runs from base 1 to 438 and encodes 145 amino acids. Gene Ontology annotation, cellular component: plasma membrane.